AUGGCUAUUGAAUAAGAAUAACAACCUUUAAAUGCAUAAUUGAGGCAAACAGAAAAUAAAGGGAAAUUAAUAUAGAAGUAAUGUUUAUUUUGAAAAAAAUUCAAAGAGAUUACUGGAGGAAAUAUAGAUAUAUGAAGUGCCACCAAAAUGGCUUUUUAAUAAUUGAAGGAUAGACAAUAUAGAAAGAAUGCUACUUCUAAAUUAUAAGAUCUUUAAGAUGACUCAUCUUUUUCUAAAGUUAAAUAUCAAAUUAAUUAAGUUGAAGAAGUUUUCACUCUACAUAUCUUUAAAUUUGAUAAAGAAAAAAAUUCAAAAAUGAGAACAUCAACCAGUAAUUUUGUAGAUGAGAUCAUAUUCUUACAUUCUAAAUUCAACAUGAAUAAUGACUAUAAAUACUUGGGUUUAUAAAAUAAAUAUAAUGGCUCAAUGAAAGCAAACUCCAAUAAUUUCAUGAAACUCAGAAAAUUAAUUUUAAAUUCCUAAAAAAUACUUCAAAUAUCAUUCUUAAAUUAAAUUUAAAGGACUUUAAAUGAUAAAUUAAAAAGCAAAUAAAUCGUACUUUAUAGAUAGUAUUUAAGAGAGAUUUUCAAAAAUCAAGAGUAAAUAUAUAACUUCUGGAUAUAAAAUCAAAAAUAAACAAAUUUUCUAAUGGACUCCUGA
Molecule: messenger RNA, 660 nt
Organism: Paramecium pentaurelia
Lineage: Eukaryota; Ciliophora; Oligohymenophorea; Peniculida; Parameciidae
Source: the annotation of a GenBank genome assembly